CCUUUAAAAUUGAACAUGGAGGCCACAGGGAUAGCGGCAGAGCUGGCAGCGGACGGUCCUUGCGUUGGCCUACAGCAGGCGCCCCCCGGGGGCGGGAAGCUGCCCCACAGCAUGGAACCACAGGUUACUCUAAAUGUGACUUUUGAAAAUGAAAUUCAAAGCUUUCUGGUUUCUGAUCCAGAAAAUACAACUUGGGCUGAUAUUGAGGCUAUGGUAAAAGUUUCAUUUGAUCUGAAUACUAUUCAAAUAAAAUACCUGGAUGAGGAAAAUGAAGAGGUAUCCAUCAACAGUCAAGGAGAAUAUGAAGAAGCGCUUAAGUCGUUGCCACUUGCUCCAUGUGACACAGACCAGCCUCAAGACAAGCCCCCAGACUGGUUCACAAGCUACCUGGAGACAUUCAGAGAACAAGUGGUUAAAGAAAUGGUUGAGAAGCUUGAACAGAAAUUACAUGAAAAGCUUGUCCUCCAGAACCCAUCUUUGGGUUCUUGUCCCUCAGAAGUCUCAAUGCCUACUUCAGAGGAAACAUUGUUUUUGCCAGAAAAUCAGUUCAGCUGGCAUAUUGCUUGCAACAACUGCCAAAGAAGGAUUGUUGGUGUCCGCUACCAGUGUAGCCUAUGCCCAUCCUACAAUAUCUGUGAAGAUUGUGAAGCAGGGCCAUAUAGCCACGACACUAACCAUGUCCUGCUGAAGUUGCGGAAACCUGUUGUGGGCUCCUCUGAACCAUUCUCUCACUCAAAAUACUCUACUCCUCGUCUUCCUGCUGCUCUGGAACAAGUCAGGCUCCAGAAACAGGUUGAUAAGAACUUUCUUAAAGCAGAAAAGCAAAGAUUGCGAGCUGAGAAGAAACAACGUAAAGCAGAGGUCAAGGAACUUAAAAAGCAACUUAAACUCCAUAGGAAAAUUCACCUGUGGAAUUCAAUCCAUGGACUGCAGAGCUCCAAGUCUCCUUUAGGCCGACCUGAGAGCUUGCUCCAGUCUAAUACCCUGAUGCUCCCUUUGCAACCCUAUACCCCCGUUAUGCCAAUGCUCAGUGCAGCAUUUGUGGAUGAGAAUUUGCCUGAUGGGACUCACCUUCAGCCAGGAACCAAGUUUAUCAAACACUGGAGGAUGAAGAAUACAGGAAAUGUGAAGUGGAGUGCAGACACAAAGCUCAAGUUCAUGUGGGGAAACCUGACUUUGGCUUCCACAGAAAAGAAGGAUGUUUUGGUUCCUUGCCUCAAGGCCGGCCAUGUGGGAGUUGUAUCUGUGGAGUUCAUUGCCCCAGCCUUGGAGGGAACGUAUACUUCCCAUUGGCGUCUUUCUCACAAAGGCCAGCAAUUUGGGCCUCGAGUCUGGUGCAGUAUCAUAGUGGAUCCUUUCCCCUCUGAAGAGAGCCCUGAUAACAUUGAAAAGGGCAUGAUCAGCUCAAGCAAAACUGAUGAUCUCACCUGCCAGCAAGAGGAAGCUUUUCUUCUGGCUAAAGAAGAAAGACAACUUGGUGAAGUGACUGAGCAGACAGAAGGGACAGCAGCCUGCAUCCCACAGAAGGCAAAAAAUGUUGCCAGUGAGAGGGAGCUCUACAUCCCAUCUGUGGAUCUUCUGACUGCCCAGGACCUGCUGUCGUUUGAGCUGUUGGAUAUAAACAUUGUUCAAGAGUUGGAGAGAGUGCCCCAUAACACCCCUGUGGAUAUGACUCCCUGCAUGUCUCCUCUGCCACAUGACAGUCCUUUAAUAGAGAAGCCAGACUUGGGGCAGAUAGAGGAAGAGAGUGAAGGGACAGGAUUUAAAGCACUUCCUGAUUCUACAGUGUCAGUAAAGAGAAAGACUCAGAACAUUGCUUCUGUGGAGGAAGCAGAAGAAGACCUGAGUGGGACCCAGUUUGUGUGUGAGACAGUAAUCCGAUCCCUUACCUUGGAUGCUGCCCCAGACCACAACCCUCCUUGCAGACAGAAAUCCUUGCAGAUGAAAUUUGCCUUGCCUGAAGAAGGACCACUUGGAGAUGAGAGGGAGGAGAUUGUCCAUAUCACUGAGGAAGAAGCUGUCAUGGAGGAGGAGGAGGAAGAGGAGGAGGAGGAGCUCAAAGAUGAAGUUCAGAGUCAGUCCUCUGCUUCCUCAGAGGAUUACAUCAUCAUCCUGCCUGAGUGCUUUGAUACCAGCCGCCCCCUGGGGGAUUCCAUGUACAGCUCUGCACUCUCACAGCCAGGCCUGGAGCGAGGUGCUGAAGGCGAGCCUGGGGUUGAGGCUGGGCAGGAACCAGCUGAGGCUGGGGAGAGACUUCCUGGAGGGGAGAACCAGCCACAGGAGCACAGCAUAAGUGACAUCCUCAUGACCUCACAGACUCUGGAAACAGUGCCCCUAAUCCCAGAGGUAGUGGAGCUUCCACCGCCACUGCCCAGGAGCCCUCCUUGUGUACAUCAUCAUGGUUCCCCAGGAGUGGAUUUACCAGUUACCGUAUCAGAAGUUUCUUCAGUCCCUGAUCAGAUCAGAGGAGAGCCCAGAGGCUCAUCAGGACUUGUAAACAGCAGACAGAAGAGCUAUGACCACUCAAGGCACCAUCAUGGGAGUAGCAUUGCUGGAGGACUGGUGAAGGGGGCUUUGUCUGUUGCUGCCUCUGCAUACAAGGCCCUGUUUGCUGGGCCACCCGUCACUGCACAGCCAAUAGUUUCUGAAGAUCAGACAGCAGCCCUGAUGGCCCAUCUCUUUGAAAUGGGAUUCUGUGACAGGCAGCUGAACCUACGGCUGCUGAAGAAACACAAUUACAAUAUCCUGCAGGUUGUAACGGAACUUCUUCAGAUAAACAACAAUGACUGGUACAGCGAACGCUAUUGAGGAGUGACCUUGUAUUAAAUAACUGCCUGCUGCUCAGAGAUGAUCUUUAUUCUGUCAUUGGGGUAUGGGGUAGAAGCCCUUGCUUAUUUUUAAUCUGAUGAAUCUGUGUAAGCCCAUCGUUGAGUUACCAAGACAAUACCUGUUAUAGUAUUUUGGGAAGCAAGUUAAAGACCAGAACUUAAAUUUUCACUUUAGACAUUGGAUGAAUAGUAUGAAGACAGUUUUUCAGUUGAUUUGGAUAAAACUAUUUUAGUGCAUUGACAAGUAUAACUUCAACUUCAUAUAGAACCAUUUUUAUUUCUGCUUUUAUUGAAGUUGAGUGUUUUUCUUUGAUUAAUGUGGAUUUUUUAUGGGGAUAUCUGUUAAUUUUCAGGUUUUGAAAGACAUUAACCUCGUAAGUUGUUUUUAAGAAUUAUUCUCAUAAUUUCUGUAACCCAGCUCAAGCUUCAUAGCUAUUUGGCAUUAAAAUAACACCCAGAGCAUGAUAGAAAUGUUGUUACUCUUCCUCUCUCAAGGAGAAAGUAAUUUUCCUGCAAGACUUAAUAGUUGGCACCGUUGCUUUCUAAAGACUCCGUGGUGCAUUCAGGAGUACCCAACUUCAAGGGAAUCUCUGCAUUUCAAUGAAAGGAGGAAGAGUGUGCUGAUAAACCUACCAGCACCUAUUGAGCAAUGUCUAUUAUAGUAAUUUUGCAUACAUUUUUAUUUAAGGGAAAAAAUUUAGGUAGUGUGAAAUAUUUUGCUAAUCUCGUAGAAAAGGAAAAAAUCCUUCUGUUAUUUAAAGGGAAAAGUAAAUUUAACAGUUACCUUUUUUCUUAAUGUCAGGGCAGAUCUUAUUUUACAGUACAGUGGGGGAAAUAGAAACAUGUGAAAGGCAAAAGGCAGGCUCCUAAAUUAAUGUCAGUAAAGUUCAGGGUGGGCAAAUGAGUGUGUGUGAGGUAUAGGAAAUGCUGAUGACUUCUUUAAUGCUUGAAGUCCGUUCAGAGGUAUCCAGCCCUAGAAAGCCUAGAACAGGAAGAGGCAGCUGGUAUUGUGCAAAACUUGGAUGGGGGCAAAGUUGCUGAAAAAGUUUUGGUUUAACCCCAAGAUAAGUGGGAAGGAGCUUGUCCAUGGACCCAGGUUCUCACUCUGUUUACAGAAGGGAGUUGAGUACAGUUGGUGAAGGAAGAGGUAACAAAAAAUGCUAAAUAUUUUAUCCAUGAAAAUGACUUCCAGAAAAGGAAGAAUAUGAAUUCCAGACCGAAGGGGAAAAGAUAGUUAAAAUAGUAUUAUCUAACCUGGUUGGUAUUUGUAAUGAAUGGUGAUUUUAAUUAGUCAUUAGCCAUAAUGAUGUUUAUUUACAGUAUAACUCCUGAAUGCUACUUAAAUAAACCAGGAUUCAAACUGCAA
Molecule: messenger RNA, 4194 nt
Organism: Cercocebus atys (sooty mangabey)
Lineage: Eukaryota; Metazoa; Chordata; Mammalia; Primates; Cercopithecidae
Product: next to BRCA1 gene 1 protein-like
Exons: 1
Coding region: 16-2808 (930 amino acids)
Biological process (GO): macroautophagy
Cellular component (GO): phagophore assembly site
Molecular function (GO): zinc ion binding; ubiquitin binding
Source: RefSeq, a predicted model, not a curated record